ACUUUAGGUUCCCUUAGCACUGAAAAGAGCCGUCAAAGCUGCUGCAACCCGCGAGUAAAAGCCGCUGGACCCAUUUACACGACCGUCAGGAAAGACCCCGAACACGCGAAGGAUAGCCAGGAGGCUUCCUUCAAACGACAGGUGGAGCUUGGCUCUGGAAAGGAGAACCAAGGUGAGAGCCCUUGCGCGCCUCCUGCCGAAGGAAACGGGGCCCCGCUCCGCACCAGCACCCGCUCGCUCGCUUGCUCAUGGCAGCCGCGUCCUUCCCGCGCUACUGCUGCAAAGGGACCCCCACCUCCAGGGCUCGCCUCUGCGAGUCCCUGCAUCUGCGGAGGCCUCUGAGCCACGGCUCCAAGCAGGAAGGAGGAAGCAGCAGCAGCAGCAGCAGCCGCGCCUCCACGGCCAAAGCAGCGGCGACUGAGCGGCCGGCUGCUGGUGAGCCCAGCGGGCAACGCUCCGCGGAAGCCGAGAAGGAGGAGCGCGCCUGUGUGGGCAGCGAAGGGUUAACAGAAGCGGAGGAAAGGCUCGUGCAGCUCCACGAGGAGGCAUGCGCAGCCGGACAGCAUACUUAUGUGGAUCCAGUCACCUGCUACCUAGUACUCACUAAAGUUGCCCAUUUGCAGAGGGGACACUGCUGUGGUUCUUCCUGCAGACACUGUCCGUAUGGUCAAACAAACGUCAAAGAUCUGUCCAAAAAGAAGCGGUUCAAUUCCUUUUUCUAUGUUUGACGAGCGAAGUCUUUUGCAUCAUACCAUGAAGACAGGAGGAAAAUAAUCAGCCAUCACUCCCACCUCUUCCUUCUUUUCUGCCCCCUACAGCUUCCAGAUUUUGCAUAUUGGUGUUCCUUUGACCUCUGCUGUUCCGUAUCCUGAAUAUUUUCCAAUUCUAAUAAUAAAAAAUCCAUAUGUGUGCCAGUGAUGCUGAGCCAUUGACAAGGCCUUCUGUGGCUACAAAGAGAUUGUUGCUUUGCCUUCCAAAUUCAUCAGCAAGUAGAGGGGGAAACAGCCAUUCUGGAGUUAGCUUUAUUUUGCUUAGCAGUGUUAUGCUAUUCUUUGGGAAACACUUCAAGGGCUUGCCAUGUAGAAUUCUAUUAAAUCAAGACAACAUUAAAAAGACAAAUUCUAUUCUAGCACAAC
Messenger RNA from Elgaria multicarinata webbii, 1136 nucleotides. It is a transcript of the gene C1H1orf53, whose product is annotated as chromosome 1 C1orf53 homolog. The transcript is spliced from 3 exons. The record is from RefSeq and is a predicted model, not a curated record. Bases 249 to 728 code for a protein of 159 amino acids. NCBI's taxonomy places the organism in Eukaryota, Metazoa, Chordata, Lepidosauria, Squamata, Anguidae.